GGCUUAUGCCAACUGAUUCCUGAACCUUUAUUUCAAACUGAGAGCGCCAUCACUUCUGAACGAACUUUCAAGGCACGGGAAGCCAAAAUACAGCAAGAACAAUAUCAAGGCUUUGCCCAAUUUGAGCUGAUAACCUUCGAACCUACCCAUCUCGCGGCUAAAGGAUUUCUAGAGUGGUGGAUCAAGUUUUAUCAAACUUAUAUGUUCGAUACACUUACAAUUCGACAGAAACUAAUUGAUGCCUUCGAUGUGCAGGUACCAACAAAGAAAGGUAUGUUUACUCAUGCCAAAGAGAUUAAAGCUUUCCAAAAUUAUUUUGAAACUACUUACGACCCCACGCGCUUGGACUCCACUGUGCAUCAAGCAGCUGAGACCUUGAAGGAAAAAUUUAAACAAAAAGUUUCUAAGUUAAAACUUCCUUCAGGGCUGUCACCUGAGGAUAGGUAUAGGUUGGCAUUCGAAAUGCAUCCACCUAAAUUUCCCAGAUUACCUACCUCAGAACUGGCUCUGGCUUGGUUUCCCCCAUAUCCAUGGUGGUUUACUUGCAAAGAGAUGUUCAAAUAUCUUCAAAGGAAACCAAAGCCAUCUGAGACUGUGACAUGGGCUCGAUACUGGCUUCAUGAUUUCCCAAGACACCUUCGAUACGACCUUUCUGCCAUGUCAAUUAAAUCUGAUCAAGGCACAGGUGCGAAUGCUUGGGAAAAUCCCAAAUGUCUUUUAUUUUCCAUAUCUUUAACCUUUGCUUUAAUUGUUUCGAUUUUCAGCUAUCAGGAUAAAGACAGCUGCCUCGAAGUCGAAAGAAGGGAGUGCCUCUCAAGCCUCCAUCGAAACUACUGA
Messenger RNA from Vicia faba (fava bean), 837 nucleotides. The record is from the annotation of a GenBank genome assembly. Lineage: Eukaryota; Viridiplantae; Streptophyta; Magnoliopsida; Fabales; Fabaceae.